GCGAGUGGGCGUGGUGGUUUUGGUCACGUAGCUCCUUCCUCGGUUUCUUCGCUACGUGAGGCUGACUUGGAGGGAAGUGAACGUCGCUAAGAAAGGACAAAAAUAGGAGAAGGGAGCAGAAACAACAACUACCCCCAAAAGCUGCCUCAGGAGCAGUGAAGUGUCUUCAUGGCAGUUCGUCGAGGACACAUUAAGUACUUGAAAGCUGACCUGCAGGAGGUGUAUGACAUGUCGAACGGUUAUGAAGACCACAUGGGAGGGGAUGAGGGGAAGGACGCCAAGACCAACCUGAUAGUGAACUACCUGCCUCAGAGCAUGACGCAGGAUGAGCUGCGGAGCCUCUUCACCAGCAUCGGGGAGGUGGAGUCUGCCAAGCUGAUUCGAGACAAAGUCGCAGGCCACAGUUUAGGGUACGGAUUUGUUAACUAUCUUAACCCUAGUGAUGCAGACAGAGCUAUCAGUACACUGAAUGGACUAAGGCUACAGUCCAAAACUAUCAAGGUUUCAUAUGCACGACCCAGCUCUGAUACAAUAAAGGAUGCCAACCUGUAUAUCAGCGGCCUGCCAAAGGCCAUGACCCAGAAGGAUGUUGAAGACAUGUUCUCACGUUACGGACGCAUCAUUAACUCUCGUGUACUUGUUGACCAGGCCACAGGUACGACAGGCGCGUCCCGCGGGGUGGCUUUCAUCAGGUUUGACAAGCGGGCCGAGGCAGAGGAGGCUGUCAAAAACCUGAACGGCCAAAAACCACCCGGAGCCUCUGAGCCAAUCACAGUGAAGUUUGCCGCCAACCCGAACCAGGUGAAGAACACGCAGCUCAUCUCUCAGCUCUACCACAACCAGUCCCGACGCUUCGGAGGGCCCGUACACCACCAGGCACAGCGGUUCAGGUUCUCCCCCAUGGGCGUUGAUCACAUGAGCGGCAUGGGAAGCGUCAGUGUCCCCGGGAACUCCACCUCCGGCUGGUGCAUCUUCAUCUACAACCUGGGCCAGGACGCCGACGAGAGCAUCCUCUGGCAGAUGUUCGGCCCCUUCGGUGCAGUCACCAACGUCAAGGUGAUCCGAGACUUCAACACCAACAAGUGCAAGGGCUUCGGCUUCGUCACCAUGACGAACUACGAGGAGGCGGCCAUGGCCAUCGCCAGCCUGAAUGGCUACCGGCUCGGAGACAAGAUACUGCAAGUGUCCUUCAAGACCAGCAAGGGCCACAAGUAGAGAGAGCUGGACAAUCGGGUGUAGAGGAGAGAUGGAAACAAGCUCAGCCAGGCUUUUAUGGCAGAAGUAUGAGUUUUCCAAGUCUGGCACAUCUGUUUGGGUUUUAGUGUAUUCAGAGUUAAAUGACAUGUUCACUCUUCUGCACCUUUGUACUUGUCUAAAAGAGUGUCUAGGCAGAUUUUUUUUGUUUGUUCUUUUUUUUUUUUCAUCUUUAUACUCAUGCUUGGGGCUUGAGGACACUCAGUAGAUUUAAUUUUUAGUGAGGGGGUGAAGAGGGAAAAAUCCCAUGAUACCCUGACGAUAACUUUUUGAAAAUAAUCUAAAAAUCUAAAAUACUGUUCGUAUGUGUUGCAUGUAUAACUGUGGGGACUAGAUAUAGGAGGCACGCAAAUGGUUCUUAGCAGCGCACUGAAAAUACGGAGCACAAGGAAAGCCCUGCAAAUUGUUCUCCAAGUGUUGACAUUUUGGUGGUUGAUUUAAUCCGAAGAAGGCGAGGAGGAAUACUCUGCUCGUAGCCAGUGGUUGUCAUUUCGGAAAAGCAGUGCUCUGUUCUGGAUCCUCGUCAUAAGUAGAUAAUAGAUGCCUUAAAUUAUCAUCCAGCGGACACACAGACCUACAACACCACUCACUGUCUCGAGUCUAAUCUAAGAGCAAAGCACUUCUAAUCUGUUUUAGGUUACUCUGAAUAUCAGUCUUUUUGAUGUUAAUCUAUUGACUUUUGCUCGCCCUGCUAUCAGGUUAACAAUUUUAAAUAUGACGAGGUCUGGAGCUAAAUGUAUGUUUUGUUAUCCCUGUGUAAAGUGUCUUUUUAUUAUUAUUAUUAUUAUUAUUAUUAUUAUUAUUAUUAUAAUAAGUUGUAUUUCAGGAGAGUCCUGUUGAAUAUGAACCCCAGUCAAUGAGUAGAGAAUUAAGAUGGACCAAAGGCAGGGAGAGACUUGAUUAUAUUACCACAGAGGGGUUUUCAGAGCAGGUUUAAGGUAAAGUUAUACCUUAAUUUGCGGGUGGAUUUUUCUUUUUUGAAGAGGUACUAAGGUUAUAUCUGACGCUAACUGAGAGCAACAUCACUUUGGCUCAGUACACCGUUCUGUUUUGUUUUUUCUUUUCUUUUGAUUUAACUUUUUCUUUGUUUGGAACAUUUCAUUUUCUUUCUAAAAGGCAUUUAGGUUUUCAUUUGUUACAAUGUAAGUUACAAACUUGUUUUAACGAGUGCUUAUCUCAAGUUUGGAGAGACAUUAAUGGCCUUUGUUAAUGAUUUCAGUUUAGAUUUCUUUUCUUCCUUUCUUUUGUUUUGGUUGUUUCGCUUUGAGCAUAAAACCAUUAAAUUUUAUUUCUUUUUGCUGAAA
Molecule: messenger RNA, 2558 nt
Organism: Epinephelus moara (kelp grouper)
Lineage: Eukaryota; Metazoa; Chordata; Actinopteri; Perciformes; Serranidae
Gene: elavl1a
Product: ELAV like RNA binding protein 1a
Exons: 7
Coding region: 169-1215 (348 amino acids)
Cellular component (GO): ribonucleoprotein complex
Molecular function (GO): RNA binding
Source: RefSeq, a predicted model, not a curated record